This is a messenger RNA of Brassicogethes aeneus, 513 nucleotides long. NCBI's taxonomy places the organism in Eukaryota, Metazoa, Arthropoda, Insecta, Coleoptera, Nitidulidae. The record is from the annotation of a GenBank genome assembly.
AUGCAGUUCCGAAAAAGGAAAAAUGAGCACCAAAAGCUUAUGGAAUUUGUAAAGGAAAUCACACCUCCAGCUGCGCCAACUACUUUUAAGGUUCUUCAACAUAAUGAACAUAGAAACAUGCUAGGUUAUUCGGGAAGAUCAGCCGCAGGAAGAAAAAGAACUCUUAGAAAGCGUUCACAAACAGUAAGAAAACUAAAAAAGGCGGAAAGAGAACUAGACAACUACAGAAAAAAAGCAUCACGUUACAAAACAAAAUAUUACAGACUGAGAAGGCAACUUUUCGAUUCCAAUAAGAGUUCUCCAAGGCAAAAAGUAGCUAACCUAAUAAAAGGUCAAAAGGUUACAAAAGAAGUUCAGCCACGAUUGCUCUUUGGAGAAGUCCUGUUUACUCAACUUCAGCAUAAUUUUAGGAACCUAGGUUACAGCGCGAAAAAGAAAAAGCAAUUUAUACAAUACGUUUCUGGAGACUUUAUUAAGAAAUACCGAUUAAAAACGGGGCAAAACAGUUCUUAG